AUGUCUCUCUCAGAUACAGUCCAGAUAAUGGCCGAGUCAAAUUCUAUUAUCUACGGGAACACUUCCAACCCCAGUAACAGUGACAGCGAUGUAUCAUUACACUCAAUUCACUCGUUACUUAUUCAAAUGAAUUCUAGACUCUGUGAAAUCGAGAGCAAGAUGUCCCAAUUAAAUGUUAUUCAAAGUGAUGUGGCCAAAAUCAAGACAAAAGUAACUGAUCUAGACUCAGAAAUAAAGAACAUACAUGUACGUAGUGAAUUCAAAGACCUUGAGUCUAAUGUAAGUUCUUUGGGGUUAGUAUUUGACUCUGUGAAAGAUACGGCGGAAGCGGCUAAGAAACAGGCUGAAAGUAAUAAAAAUGACAUCAAGAGAGCAGGUCAUGAAUAUAGAGCAGCACAAAGUCAGACUGAGCGAGAUAUACAAUUAUUAAAUAAAGAAAAUGCAGAAAUUAGAGACUCUAUCAUCGACUUAAAAGCCAGAUCCAUGAGAGACAAUCUAGUGUUCUCAGGCAUUCCAGAACAGAAAGGAGAGGACACAGAGGAGGUUCUGCAACUUUUCCUUCGGAAGAAAUUUAGGCUUGAUUGCGAACUUUCAUUUGAACGGGUCCACAGGAUGGGAAAGUUCAGAGAAUUCAGUGAAAAACCUAGAAACAUUGUAGCAAAAUUCACGUAUUUCAAGGACCGGGAAUACAUCAGAAUCAAAGCGCCACAUAGACUCCAUGGAUGUAACAUCUGGGUAAAUGAACAGUUUCCGGCAGAAAUCGAGGAGAGGAGGAAAAAACUCUACCCCGUUAUGCGACAGGCGAGACAAGACAGAUGCACGACCAAGCUAGUGCGAGAUGUGCUAUAUAUUAACGGGAAAGUGUAUACACCUCCACCUCCACUUAUAACGGAGAUGUCGGAAGAAACACCAUCCUUCAGAUCCUCCGGGCAGUCAUCACACGGAAAUCGGUGGACUCAAAAUCAGCAGACACCUAGGGGCGAGCGACCAACCCAGAAGAGACCGCGCACUGGAUCUACUCCAGACCGCACUGACGACUAG
This is a messenger RNA of Saccostrea cuccullata (small rock oyster), 1041 nucleotides long. RefSeq lists its product as uncharacterized. NCBI's taxonomy places the organism in Eukaryota, Metazoa, Mollusca, Bivalvia, Ostreida, Ostreidae. Gene Ontology annotation, cellular component: ribonucleoprotein complex. The record is from RefSeq and is a predicted model, not a curated record. Gene Ontology annotation, biological process: retrotransposition. The coding region runs from base 1 to 1041 and encodes 346 amino acids. Gene Ontology annotation, molecular function: single-stranded RNA binding. The transcript has a single exon.